UCAUUAUUUUCUUUUUUUUUUCAAAAAUAUCAAAAAGUUUCACCUUAGGGAUAGUUCUUGUAUAUUUUUACUAUUGAACUAAUCAAUACAAAACGUUAAGUAUUGGUUUAAGCAUAUUAUAAAAAUUGCGUUUGCGAAGAAUUGCGGAGAUCCAAGUGCAGUUGCUCAGUUAGCUUCAACAGCCGGCUUCAGACUUGAGAGAGAUACAUCCAGCGUAAGAUUCAAAGCGAAGAUUUCGAACAUUGACCAUGGCCAUUGAGCAGAGUCGCACACAAAUUGUCCAGCUGUUGGGCGACAUUAUGAACAGCCAGUCGGACUUGAUGCAUCAAUCGACCGAGGAGCUGACCAGCCUCCAUGCCGAUCCGGACAGCACCGUCGAGCUGUGCCUGGUGCUCGGCAAUGUGGGCAAGCUGCCGGCCAUGCGCAAGUGCUCCGGUCACAUACUGAAGAAUCGAUUGGCCCAGGCGGGCAUGUGGAAGAAGAUGACGCUGAGCCAGCAGCAGGACACGCAGCUGGCGCUCUUCAAUGCCCUCAAAUCGAUGUCCAUCAGCGAUGACGAGAGCUUGCAGACGACAAUCGUGCGCUGUGUUGGCCUGGUGAUGGAGCAUGUGAUGGACGCGACAGACGAGACGGCCGAGUGGAACAAUCGGAUCAUGAAUCACAUAGACGAGCUGUGCGUUAGCCCCGACAAGAUGGCCCAGCUGCUGGGCUCCAUUUGCUUCAAGCUGCUGAUGAAGGCGGCGCCGAAUGUCUUCGAGAAGUAUUUGCUGCGCGCCAAGAGCAUAUUCAUGAACGCACUGCAGAAGGCCAAGGAGAACGGUGAACUGGGCUCGCAGGCAACGGAAAAUCUGCUUGCCGGCUGGAGCUUGGCCAUACCGUUGUUUCGCAAUCAUGUCAGCGACCAGGAUGAGCUGGCCGCCACGCUGCCGCUGAUCAUGGAAUUGACGCACGCCUUUGCCUACCAGCCGAAUCCGAAGCGCAGCUACCGUGGAUUCGAUGUGCUCGUCAAGCUGAACAAGCAUCUGCCAGAGCUGGUGUGGCCCCAGCUGCACGUGGUGAUCAACAAGCUCUUGGGACUGACCAGCGACUCCCAUCUGAGCGAUGAGAUACGCGUCCAGGCCAUCAUCUCGCUGAGGAGCUGUGUGCGUCACAAGCGCCGGCACAUCAUUCGUCUCAAAAUGAUGGACAAGCUGCUGAUGACGCUCUUCCACCUGAUGGCCGUCAAGCCGGCCGUGGACGCAGAUGGCGAGGAGCUCUAUUUGAUGGACACGCACGAAUCGCAAUCGCCGCUCUCGGAGGCCGCCCAAACGGUGCUCUUCAUUGCCGCCCAGUCGGACACGAAUCGUGUGGCGCAGCGCGCCCUGCGCCUCAUGCUGCCCAAGCUGGACCAGCAGAAGUCGGCACUGCAGCGCGUCGCCGGCUUUCUGUUCCUGGCGCUGAUGGCCAAGGGCUUUACCGACCUGCUGGCGGACGAGCCGUUGCGCAGCUUUGUCGCUGCCAUCGAGAAGGGCGUGCACGAUGUUGAUCCCAUGGUGCGUCGAUCCGCGUACUUUACGCUCGCCAUUCUGGCCGAAAAUCUCCAGCCGGAAAUCACGGUGAUGGCCCCGCAAGUGUUGCGCCUCUUCUGCGAGUUUCUCGAUCAGAUGACCCCGGAACAGCGGAUGACCGAUCAUGAAACCGAGUCGCAAACCCGCAUGUUCUGCACCCUGGAGAUCUACUGUGAGAGCCUGAGGCGGGAGGCGCUCCAGCCGCAUCUGGCCGAGCUAAUGAGGCGACUGAUGUACACGGCCGACCCCAACCACAACUCCCUAUCACUGCGCCAACUGGCGCUGAGUGCCAUCGCCUCUCUGGCCAAAAUGACCAAGGAUUUGUUUAAGCCCCACUUCGAUGAGGUCAUGGCCAUUGCCUUGCCGCUGGCCAAGCACAUUGACGAUGACGACGAAUCGAUUCUCCGAACUCAGGCAAUACAGGUUAUCAACAUGUUGAGCCACGUAGAUACAGAGAAAUUCAAGUUUCGUGCACCCGAGCUAAUGGACUGCGUCCUGGAAAUACUGGAGAUCGAGGGUGGACCGCUGGUGUUUACGCUGGAGCUGCUCGGGGCGCUCGCCAAGCAUGUCCCAAAGCAGGUCAACGAGAAUAUUGAGCCCAUCAUCAGUGGCGUCUUCACUGCGAUCAAAGACGGUGCCGACGACAAGGCAAGCGACGAGGAGAGGGACGCCGAUGACCUGGAAGUGGAGACGGAUGCCGAUGCUAGUAUUUGCGCCGAGGAGGACAGCAUCGGCGACGGCCAUGGCGACCAGACGGAGAACGAUGGCAAUACCAGAAGCGUGACCAGCGACAGUAUGUCCACAACGGUGGCACCGGACGAAGCACUGCUGUGCCUCAAGCAGCUGGCUGUGCAUGUGCCCGAUGCGGUUAUCCCAUAUCUGACCGAUGCGGAGCGCUUCGUCGCCAUUUGCGCCGAUUCACGUAACGAAUUGAGCCGCCGGGCGGCAUACGAGGCGCUGAGCGAGCUGGCGGCGCUUCAUUUCCACCAGGGCGACGUGCAGGAGGCGAAGCGGCAGUGGCUCGAGGUGAUGCCCGACCUGGUGGACUUUGUGGAGACGGCCAAGGAGACGGCCAAUGUGAUUGGCGUGAUGAACUGCAUCACGAUGUUCCUCAAGCUGCUCAAGUCCGAUGCGUUGGAGGGCGAGGGCUUCUCCGAAAUGAUCAUCAGCGUGGUGCGUCGCACGCUGCGGCGCAAGCUGAGCUGCCAGUUCAACAUUGGCCAGGACACAAAGAUGUCCGUGCUGCAGCAGUGCAGCCAGGCGCUCUAUGCCGAGAUGCAGGUGAUGGAGGCCGUCGGCGACCUGCUGCCGGCCUUUGGCCAGUCGAUGAGCAAGCGCCAGUUCGCCUCCCACUUCCAGAGCAUUAGCAAUCGAUUCCUGAAGAGCUUGCGCCAGUGCAAGCCCACCGGACAGAUUACGCCCCAUCUAUACUUCCUGUACAAUCUGGUCUUCCGUUGCAUGGAGCCGCUGGGCAUCAUUGCCGAACAGUAUUACGAUGUGCUCUGCUACAGCGCCGUCGACUGCAUGAUGGAUAGCAAGCCGCAAUCCCGCAAGUUUUCGAUCGAUGUGCUGCACUGGCUGCUCAGCCAUGUCCCUGACACCGAGAGUGCGGAUAUCAUUGUGCAGGCAACCUCCACGAUCUUCAUAGAGGCGCUCAGCGCUAGCUCGAUGCUGUCGUCUGCCGAGCGGGAGCUGGUCUGUGCGGUUGUGGCUCGAAUGAUGCUCAGUGUCGACACCAUAUCCAAUGAGAGCACUUUGGCAUCGCUCUAUGCCAAUUUGCCCCUUCGCAGCGAAUUUGGUGCGUACCUAUACAUUGUUCAGGCCAUGCGUCGUCUCUACGAGAAAAAUCCCAACCUAUUGGAGCCACAUCUCAGGGAGACAGUGCAGCUGCUGCUCGAGUCCCUGGAGAAGCAGCAGCUGCCCGAUGAAAACACGCACCACAGAGCUAUUAAGCUACUGACUCAGAUCAGGCGCGAUCACAAGUCGCUGUACGACGAGAUCAGUAAACAGUUUCCGGAAGCUAGUGUAAAAAUGGCACUGAACUAGUCGGAAACGGGAACGGAAAAGGAAGCGGGGCAAGCGAGAGAGCGAGAGCGAGGCAUUGCUGGAAAGGUUUUGAUCAAUCACUUAUAGCUAGCUGAGAAGUCAGGCAACAAAACAAAUGGAUCUUAGUAUUCGAUAACGCAACUAUCUCUUUGUUUCGAAUAUGAUAUACCAGAUGAUGAUUAACAAGUAGGAUGAUGGUGCAAUAUAUAUUAGGUACUCAAAAUUCUAGUGAUGAAAUCCAAAUUUCGGUACCUGGAACAAAAUUGUCUUUUAUUUCAGCU
Molecule: messenger RNA, 3874 nt
Organism: Drosophila arizonae
Lineage: Eukaryota; Metazoa; Arthropoda; Insecta; Diptera; Drosophilidae
Product: importin-4-like
Biological process (GO): protein import into nucleus
Source: RefSeq, a predicted model, not a curated record